This is a messenger RNA of Peromyscus eremicus (cactus mouse), 2396 nucleotides long. RefSeq names its product asporin (gene Aspn). The coding region runs from base 298 to 1416 and encodes 372 amino acids. Lineage: Eukaryota; Metazoa; Chordata; Mammalia; Rodentia; Cricetidae. The transcript has 8 exons. The record is from RefSeq and is a predicted model, not a curated record. Gene Ontology annotation, molecular function: protein binding.
AACAGUGAUGGAAAACAUAUGAGCAGUAACAAGUUUUAAUCUCGCUCUUCAGUACUAACAUGGACUAAUCUGUGGAAGCAGUUUAUUCCAGCAUCACCCAGGACGCAGCCACACCAGAGGCUGUUAGGCAGGCUAAUUCUUUUCCUUUUCUUUUAAAUGUAACACUUCUUCAUCUUUUCUUCUUAAAGAGUCUUGAGGAUACUUACAUUUGUAGCUAAGUAGUACAGGGUGGAUAACUACUUUGAAGAAAUCUUCUCUUUCCUGACAAGGACAGGUUGCACGUGUACACAGGACAGCAUGAAGGAGUAUAUGAUGCUGUUGCUUUUGGCUGUGUGCUCUGCCAAACCCUCCUUGAGCCCUUCACACACAGCAGUGAAGAACAUGAUGCUGAAGGACAUGGAGGACACAGACGAUGACAGCGACGAUGACAACAACUCUCUUUUUCCAACAAAGGAGCCAGUGAACCCCUUUUUCCCUUUCGACUUGUUCCCAACAUGUCCAUUUGGGUGCCAGUGCUACUCUCGAGUUGUCCACUGUUCAGACCUAGGUUUGACCUCCGUCCCAAGCAACAUUCCAUUUGACACUCGAAUGGUUGAUCUUCAAAAUAAUAAAAUUAAGGAAAUUAAAGAAAAUGAUUUUAGAGGACUCACUUCACUUUAUGCUCUGAUUCUGAACAACAACAAGCUAACAAAGAUUCAUCCAAAAACCUUUCUAACCACAAAGAAGUUGAGAAGGCUGUAUUUAUCCCACAAUCAGCUAAGUGAAAUUCCACUUAACCUUCCCAAAUCAUUAGCAGAACUCAGAAUUCAUGAUAAUAAAGUUAAGAAAAUACAAAAGGACACGUUCAAAGGAAUGAAUGCUUUACAUGUUUUGGAAAUGAGUGCAAACCCACUUGAUAACAAUGGGAUAGAACCAGGAGCAUUUGAAGGAGUGACAGUAUUCCAUAUCAGGAUUGCUGAGGCAAAACUAACCUCAAUCCCAAAAGGCCUACCACCAACCUUACUGGAGCUUCAUUUAGAUUUUAAUAAAAUUUCAACCGUGGAACUUGAAGAUUUUAAACGAUACAAAGAACUACAAAGGCUGGGUCUUGGAAACAACAGAAUCACAGAUAUUGAAAAUGGAAGUUUUGCUAAUAUACCACGUGUGAGAGAGAUACACUUGGAACACAAUAAACUAAAAAAAAUCCCUUCAGGAAUACAAGAGUUGAAAUACCUCCAGAUAAUCUUCCUUCAUUAUAAUUCAAUUACAAAAGUUGGGGUGAAUGACUUCUGUCCGACAGUGCCAAAGAUGAAGAAAUCAUUAUACAGUGCAAUAAGUUUAUUCAACAACCCAGUGAAGUACUGGGAAAUACAACCUGCAACAUUUCGUUGUGUUCUCGGCAGAAUGAGCGUUCAGCUCGGGAAUGUUGGAAAAUAGUAAUUAAUGAUAUUCACUGAAUAUAAUAUUCAAAAAUUUAUACAUUUGGAAUACUUGAAAUGUACUAAUAAUGGUAGUAUGAUUCACAUAAGCAAAACUCUAUUCCAUAUGGUCAAUGACAAAAAAUUUCAACAGAAUUUUGCCCAACUAUUGAUACUCAGAAUAAACAUCUAUUACAGUGUCCCUUUGCUCAUGAAUGGUUCUGUGUAAAUCUGUUGCUUAAGCAUUCUUUUCUCAGAAAUAAAGAUAUUCAGUAUUUAACUCUUCAUUAUCAAGUGUAUCAAACAGAACUGUACUGUAAACAGAAUGCUUGACUUAGUAAUAUCUGUCCUUUCUUUGCUAUUAGAAAAACAAAGCUGGCAAGAACAGCAAUAUGAAGACUACACACAUUUUUAGUAUCUUUUAAAUAACUUGGAUAGUACUGGAUUAUAUAAGUUGACAAAUUAUAUAUAUUAUAUAUUAUAUAUAUAUAAUUUGACAAAAAUCAUAUAGAAAUUCCUGACUUAUAAAACUUCAAGUAUUCACUUUCAACUCAACAGAUAAUAUUCGUUAGAGUUGGUUUUGGAGGUAUAACACAUGACUUUCUUUUUUUAAUUAUUAUCUGGUUAUAAAACUAUAAAAUGUAAUGAUUGCUUAUAUAAAAUGUAUAAUGUGCAUUUUUAUGAUCAGCUAUAUAAGCUUUUAAGAACACAGCAACUGUUAGGUUACAUAGUGUCCUUACUUCAACUAGGAGUAUUUCAGGAUGUCCCUUUGGAAAAGUAUGGAUGCCAAUCAAUUCUCUACCAAUUUGUCUCCUCCAACUUGUCUCUUCAAAUAUGCAGACUGGAUAACUCAGAGAAAUGCAUCUAGGCUGACAAAAACUGAAAACUCUGAAUAAAACUUAAGAGUACUUUCAUGUGUUUAUUUUACUGAUAUUCAAUAUAAAUUAAGUAAAAUUUGAAAAUAAGGAAACAUUAUUAAAAUAUUAGUUUUAAAUAAAA